Molecule: messenger RNA, 975 nt
Organism: Wickerhamiella sorbophila
Lineage: Eukaryota; Fungi; Ascomycota; Dipodascomycetes; Dipodascales; Trichomonascaceae
Product: putative oxidoreductase C16H5.14c
Exons: 1
Coding region: 1-975 (324 amino acids)
Molecular function (GO): oxidoreductase activity, acting on the CH-OH group of donors, NAD or NADP as acceptor
Source: RefSeq, a predicted model, not a curated record
AUGGUUACAGUAGACCAGAUAGUGGACAUUCUGGCCCAAACGGUGUGCUCGAUCAAGGGCUCGUGUGGCCUGCUGCUGGCCACUGUCAUGAACCGUGAUUUCAGCAGGUUUCGCGGGCUCAUGAUCUUCUGGCUGGUCUGUGUAAUUGUCGUACGGGCCGUGAUCAAACUCAAUCGCCGAAUUGUCGACGACCCGGCAUCGUGGAAGCCUCCGGUUGCUCAAGACGCUGUCGUGGUUACAGGUGCAGCCAGUGGCCUUGGUCUGCUCAUCGCAGGGUUACUUAGUGAACGAGGUAUCAAGGUAAUUGCCCUGGACAAAGCGGCAAUACCAAUUGGAAUUGCCAAUUGCAAAUCGUUUACCGUAGAUAUAUCUGACGAGGAGGCGGUGAAGGCCAUAGCCGGCACAGUGAUGAAAGACACCGGUGCGCCCAAAGCGAUAAUUCACUGCGCAGGGAUCGUUAUCCCCGGCUACAUAAAGGACCUGAGCUUCAAUGCAAUCGCCAGCAUGAUGAAGGUUAAUUAUUUGGGCAAUCUAUGGGUCACCAAGGCGUUUCUGGACCCAAUGCUUGGCCGCCAGGACGGGGCAAUGAUCAUUACGGUGGCUUCAAGUACAGCCCUGGCCGCCCCGGCUGGUGCUGGCAUUUAUGCUGGAACCAAGGCAGCUCUAAGACUAACAUACGAAGCUUUCAGGUACGAGACCCAGGACAGUCAACUGCGAUCGCUCGUCUACACUCCCGGGCAGUUGGAUACGGCCAUGUUUCAAAGCCUCGACAACCCGUCUCCUUGGUUCUCGCCAACUUUACGUGGAGUCGAUGUUGCGGUUGAUAUCGUGGAUGCACUCUACCGCGGUCGCACAGGCGAAAUUCGCCGACCACUGUACGCGUUCACAUUACCCGUUGCCUCGCUGCUGCCACAGUCGCUAGUCGACUAUAUGCGGCACAAGAUCGGUAUUGAUCGUGCAAUGGAGACGUUUUAA